AUGAUCCCUUAUAUGGAGGUGAACCUCUUGAACGAAACUGAUCAUCGUAAAAUUCAGGCUAAAAAAUUGUUGUCCAUCACCAGUGCCAUCUUUACCGCGAUCAACCCGGGGGUCGAUUCAUUCAAGUCCGGCAACUUCUCCAAGUGGAGUGCAGGCUUCUCCAGAGUUGAUGUUCGGCAAGAUGUCGCCACCAGCGACGAUGUUAGCUCAGUCACGGUUGCAUUAGAUUGGUCGUCGUGGAGAAUGCCCAUAGUUGAUUCUCCAUCGAAUGGUGAGGUCCGCCCUGCUGAUGUCGGCGCUGGUGUUGGGGAAAGUGUGAAUUUAAAAGACAGUUUCGAUUGCGAGGAAGGAGAGAAGGGGGGAGGGAAGGCCUGGAAGUUGAACCGCGAAUUAUGA
Messenger RNA from Perkinsus marinus ATCC 50983, 396 nucleotides. RefSeq lists its product as hypothetical. The record is from RefSeq and is a predicted model, not a curated record. The transcript has 5 exons. Bases 1 to 396 code for a protein of 131 amino acids. NCBI's taxonomy places the organism in Eukaryota, Perkinsozoa, Perkinsida, Perkinsidae.